CUUCUCCCAGUUCCAAUCUCUUCCUAUCUGAAUCAGUUUUAUCGUUAACUCAGAUUUUCAAUAAUUCAUGCAUGGUAUAAAAAAUCUGUGUACUAAGAGGCAAAACAGUGCGCUUUCCAAUUUCCAUCGCUGUUAUUACAACGUUGCCGUGACUCAAAGUCAACUAUAAACUAAUUAAGUUGAGCAAAAACGAAUCUUGUCUUGUGAGCAUUCAAAACCGUUGAAAACUAAUCUAAAUAUUCGUAUUUAGCUCUGAAUAUUCCCCGGGUUUGAUGGCAAAACGAUAAGAUUUCUUUCUAAAUAUACAGUAUUACUAUAUAUAUAUACAUGUGAAGGAGAGGAGGAAGAAGACGACCACAAUGUGUUGAGUUCGUUGCCUGCCCACCUCAAUUCUAGGCCGACAGAAUAAACACAAAAAUGGGUGUGCUUGGAUCUUCUUCUUCUUCGUCUUCUUCUCGUUUUGUUGUGUUUCUGUGCUUGGUUUUGAACGUGGCAGUGUUGUGUAAUGGAGGUAAAACCAGCAGUUUUGUCAGGAAAGUUGAGAAGACUGUUGAUAUGCCUCUUGAUAGCGAUGUCUUUCAAGUCCCUCCUGGUUAUAAUGCUCCUCAACAGGUUCAUAUAACACAAGGAGAUCAUGAGGGGAAGGGUGUGAUAGUGUCUUGGGUGACUCAGGACGAACCAGGUUCUAACUCAGUGGUUUAUUGGAGUGAAAAUAGCAAGAAAAAUAAGAUGGCUGAGGGCAAGGUCUAUACUUAUAAAUUCUACAAUUACACUUCUGGUUACAUUCAUCACUGCACCAUCAGACAUUUGCAGUUCAACACUAAAUACUACUAUGUGGUUGGAAUUGGACAAACUGAACGGCAGUUCUGGUUUAUAACACCUCCUGAAGUUGGCCCUGAUGUCCCUUAUACAUUUGGUCUCAUUGGGGAUCUUGGUCAGAGUUUUGAUUCCAACAAGACACUUACUCAUUAUGAGAUGAAUCCACUGAAAGGGAAAACUGUAUUGUUUGUUGGGGAUCUCUCUUAUGCUGAUAACUAUCCGAACCACGACAAUGUUAGAUGGGAUACAUGGGGAAGGUUUGUUGAGAGAAGUGUUGCUUAUCAACCAUGGAUAUGGACAGCAGGGAAUCACGAAAUUGACUUCGCCCCAGAAAUUGGAGAAACCAAACCUUUUAAGCCUUACACUAACCGAUAUCAUGUCCCUUAUAAAGCAUCACAAAGUACAGCUCCCUUUUGGUACUCAAUAAAGAGAGCUUCAGCAUACAUCAUAGUCCUGUCUUCAUACUCAUCCUAUGGUAAAUACACUCCUCAGUAUAAAUGGCUAGAAGAUGAGCUACCAAAAGUUAACAGAAGCGAGACACCAUGGUUAAUUGUUCUUUUGCAUUCGCCGUGGUAUAAUAGUUACAACUAUCAUUACAUGGAAGGAGAAACCAUGAGGGUAAUGUUUGAGCCUUGGUUUGUGCAGUACAAAGUUGAUGUAGUAUUUGCCGGUCACGUCCAUGCCUAUGAGCGAUCUGAACGUGUAUCUAACAUUGCAUACACUGUCAUAAACGGUAUUUGCACUCCUGUAAAGGAUCAAUCUGCCCCUGUAUACAUAACCAUCGGUGAUGGUGGCAAUCUUGAAGGCUUAGCAACCAACAUGACAGAGCCGCAGCCGGCAUACUCAGCUUAUCGUGAAGCCAGUUUCGGCCAUGCCAUUUUUGACAUCAAGAAUCGAACUCAUGCUUACUAUAGUUGGCACCGGAAUCAAGAUGGAUAUGCAGUGGAAGCCGAUAAGAUGUGGUUUUUCAACAGAUAUUGGCAUCAAGUUGAUGACUCUCCCGCAUAAACUUUAUUUUACUGAACUCUCUGGAAUAAAAACAAAAAUCCCAGUGAGUAAAUAAUUUCAAUUAUCUCUAUAGACUUGAAACACAUCAUUGUUUUGCCUCUGCUCUCAGAAAUUUACAGAAAUUCCUGGAAUUAAUGGGUUGGUUUUAAGCUAGCUUCCUUCAAACUUCUGUGUGUUCUGUAUUCAAAACAUGUGAUUAGGGAAAUGAAU
Pistacia vera is the source of this 2037-nucleotide messenger RNA. Its product is annotated as purple acid phosphatase-like. The transcript is spliced from 8 exons. The coding region runs from base 418 to 1827 and encodes 469 amino acids. NCBI's taxonomy places the organism in Eukaryota, Viridiplantae, Streptophyta, Magnoliopsida, Sapindales, Anacardiaceae. Gene Ontology annotation, molecular function: metal ion binding; acid phosphatase activity. The record is from RefSeq and is a predicted model, not a curated record.